Messenger RNA from Strongylocentrotus purpuratus (purple sea urchin), 474 nucleotides. RefSeq names its product MAM domain-containing glycosylphosphatidylinositol anchor protein 2-like. Gene Ontology annotation, biological process: nervous system development. The transcript has 2 exons. Gene Ontology annotation, cellular component: membrane. The coding region runs from base 1 to 474 and encodes 157 amino acids. Lineage: Eukaryota; Metazoa; Echinodermata; Echinoidea; Camarodonta; Strongylocentrotidae. The record is from RefSeq and is a predicted model, not a curated record.
AUGUAUUGUUUUUAUGACUCCAAUCUUCUUCGUCGCCAUCAUCAUCGCUUUCCUCCCUUUCCUCUUCUAGGUGGCAACUUCCUCUACUCAGAGGCAAACGUGCAGUACUAUGGAGAGAAAGCAAGGAUCUACAGUCCCUUCGACUCCCCGGCCAACGAGGCUGGCACGGACAUGACGAUGAUCUCAUUCUGGUACAGCAUGUGGGAUGGCUUCGACGGGACAAACUGGGGAACACUAAACGUCUACAUCGCCUACGGCGGCGAGAAAGUCCCGGUAAACCCUCCCUUCUGGUCGCGCUCGGGAUCACAGACGGACGGGUCAGGAUGGAAAGAGGCCAAGAUCAUGUUUACGGCCCCUAGUCCGUUUCGGAUCAUAUUCGAAGGUGUCGUAGGUGAAGGAAACAGAUCUGACAUCGGUAUUGAUGACGUAAUGGUCAGACAACCCAGUAGGUUAUAUUCCAUUGUCCCAGAAUGA